Messenger RNA from Panthera uncia (snow leopard), 3178 nucleotides. It is a transcript of the gene TAF3, whose product is annotated as TATA-box binding protein associated factor 3. Gene Ontology annotation, molecular function: protein heterodimerization activity. NCBI's taxonomy places the organism in Eukaryota, Metazoa, Chordata, Mammalia, Carnivora, Felidae. The record is from RefSeq and is a predicted model, not a curated record. Gene Ontology annotation, cellular component: transcription factor TFIID complex. The transcript is spliced from 7 exons. Bases 185 to 2974 code for a protein of 929 amino acids.
CAAAAUGGCGGCUCUCAGGCUGGCGCGCUCCGUGCUGCUGGCGCUUUGAGGUGGUCGCCAGGGGUCGGGGGGACGAUUUCCCCGCCGCGGGGGCCCUAGAGGAUGAAUCGAGGGCUCUGCUAAGGUUAGGCGGUGGGGGUGGAGAGAGUGGCAGCAAGGGCUGCGGUGGAGUCCACGGAGCGGGAUGUGCGAGAGUUACUCCAGGUCGUUGUUGAGGGUCUCGGUGGCGCAGAUCUGCCAGGCGCUGGGCUGGGACUCGGUGCAACUCAGCGCCUGCCACCUCCUCACGGACGUGCUGCAGCGCUAUCUGCAGCAGUUGGGACGGGGCUGCCAUCGGUACUCUGAGCUGUAUGGCCGGACAGACCCAAUUUUGGAUGAUGUCAGCGAAGCUUUCCAGCUUAUGGGGGUUAGUCUUCAUGAACUAGAAGACUAUAUUCACAAUAUUGAACCUGUCACUUUCCCACAUCAAAUUCCUUCAUUUCCUGUCAGUAAGAACAAUGUACUUCAAUUUCCUCAACCCGGAAGUAAAGAUGCAGAGGAAAGAAAAGAAUACAUUCCUGAUUACAUGCCACCCAUUGUGUCUUCACAAGAAGAGGAGGAAGAGCAGGUGCCCACGGAUGGGGGUACGUCAGCAGAAGCCAUGCAGGUUCCCCUGGAAGAAGACGAUGAAUUGGAGGAGGAGGAAAUUAUUAAUGAUGAGAAUUUCUUGGGUAAGAGACCGUUGGAUAGUCCGGAAGCUGAGGAAAUGCCUGCCGUCAAGCGACCGCGGCUGUUAAGCACUAAAGGGGACACCCUGGAUGUCGUAUUACUGGAAGCCCGAGAACCCCUCAGCUCAAUCAAUACCCAAAAGAUCCCACCAAUGCUCUCUCCGGUCCACGUGCAGGACAAUACAGACCUAGUCCCUCCGUCACCAGAGCCACCGAUGUUGGCUCCGGUCGCAAAAUCGCAAAUGCCAAUCACAAAACCAUUAGAAGCCAAAUCGUUUACACCUAAAGCAAAGACUAAAACCAGUUCUCCGGGACAGAAGACUAAGUCACCUAAAACUGCGCAGUCACCAGCAAUGGUCGGAAGUCCUAUUCGGUCACCAAAAACCGUAUCCAAAGAGAAGAAGUCUCCUGGACGCUCUAAGAGCCCCAAAAGCCCCAAGAGUCCCAAGGUUGUGACUCAUAUUCCCCAAGCACCUGUCAGACCCGAAACACCAAACAGGACUCCUUCCGCUACGAUAAGUGAAAAACUUAGUAAAGAAACCCUUCAGGUAAAACAAAUACAGACGCCCCCGGAUGCUGGCAAACUCAACAGUGAGAAUCAGCCGAAGAAGGCGGUCGUGACGGACCGAACGAUCGACGACUCGAUCAAUGCCGUGAUUGCACGGGCUUGCGCCGAGCGAGAGCCAGACCCUUUCGAGUUUUCUUCGGGAUCCGAAUCCGAAGGAGACAUUUUUACCAGCCCUAAGAGAAUUUCAGGUGCGGAAUGUACUACUCCAAAAGCUUCCACCUCCUCCAACAGUGUCCCUAAGGCAGGAUCCACCCCUCUGCCCCUCUCGGGUGGGGCCUCCAGUUCCGACAACUCGUGGACCAUGGAUGCGUCGAUCGAUGAGGUGGUGCGGAAAGCAAAACUGGGAGCACCUGCAAAUCUGCCUCCCGGCUUUCCCUACAUCUCCUCUCCUUCGGUCUCCCCUCCCACCCCGGAACCUCUGCACAAGGUGUACGAGGAGAAAGCCAAACUGCCCUCCUCCGUGGAGGUCAAGAGGAAGUUGAAAAAGGAACUGAAGACCAAAAUGAAAAAGAAAGAGAAGCAGAGAGAUAAGGAGAGGGAAAGAGACAAAAGCAAGGAAAAAAGUAAAGAGAAGGAUAAAGUGAAAGAGAAAGAGAAGGAGAAGGAGAGCAGCAAGGAAGCCAGGUACCCGUGGAAGGAAUUUCUUAAAGAUGAAGAGCCGGAUCCCUAUAAGUUUAAAAUAAAAGAAUUUGAGGAAGUCGAUGCAAAAGUGAGAUUGAAAGAUGGGAUGGUACGGAAGGAGCGAGAGAAGCAUAAAGAUAAGAAGAAAGAUAGAGACAAAGGCAGGAGGGACAAAGAUAAGAGAGACCGGGAAAAGGUUAAAGACAAGGGGCGGGAGGAGAGGCUGAGAACACCUGCGGCCCCCCUCGUGGUGCCCCCGAAGGACGCGGCCCUGCCCGUGUUCAGCCCCGCGGCGGCCGCCAGGGUCCCGGCCGGGCUGCCCGCCUUGUCCUCCAUGCUUCCUGAGAAACUGCUGGAGGAAAAAGAGAAGCCUAAGGAGAAAGAGAGGAAAAAGGACAAAAAGGAGAAGAAGAAAAAGAAAGAGAAAGAGAAGGAGAAGAAAGAGAAGGAAAGGGAGAGAGAGAAGCGGGAGAGAGAGAAGAGAGAAAAAGAGAAGGAGAAACACAAGCAUGAAAAAAUCAAACUGGAGCCGGUGCUUCCCGCCCCCAGUCCGGUCAUCCCCCGGCUGACGCUGAGAGUUGGCGCUGGCCAAGACAAGAUUGUCAUCAGCAAAGUGGUCCCGGCGCCCGAAGCCAAGCCGACCCCUUCUCUGAGCAGACCCAAGACCCCGCCGCCCGCAGCCGCCCCGGCCCCCGCGCCCGUGCACGUGGCCCCCGCCCCGGUGCCUUCGCCGCUCCUCCCGCCGUCGGCCGCGGCCCCCGCCCUGAUGCCCGCCCCGGCCCCCGCCGUCUCUGGCGCCGGAUCGUCCAAGGCCCCGGUCCGGAGCGUGGUGACGGAGACCGUGAGCACUUACGUGAUCCGAGAUGAGUGGGGGAAUCAGAUCUGGAUCUGUCCCGGGUGCAACAAGCCGGACGACGGCAGUCCCAUGAUCGGCUGUGACGACUGUGACGACUGGUACCACUGGCCCUGCGUGGGAAUAAUGGCCGCACCCCCGGAAGAAAUGCAGUGGUUCUGCCCCAAGUGCGCCAACAAGAAGAAGGAUAAGAAGCACAAGAAGCGGAAGCACCGGGCACACUGACCGGGCACGUUGACGCCGCGCGGCGCCCGCGAGCCUCGCAGGGAGGGGCCGCCGGCGUCGGGAGGCCCAAGACGCAUGCGCCGGCGCCGGCUCCGCCCCGGCCAAGCGGCGUGGGACGGAGGGCCACGUGACGGGCGAGGACGGCCACGCCCCCGCUUUCUAUUACCAGUGACAAGUAUUAUUAAUAAAAAGACCGUAAUCCUC